AUGAUAGGAGUAAGCUGGUGGCUGGCUGCACAGUUAUUGGCAUCUUACCCAAUGAGAGUGAAUAAAUUUAGGACCCUCUGCCUCAUGAGCAACAGACUUGUCAAAAUUCUGGAAAAGGAAGAAGUUGUUGGAGUCAGCCACAGGAAGAUGAGGAAAUAUAACAUCCGUGUUGAAGACAUAAUGGUAAGAGACAUCCACUUUGUCAUUGUAAACUGCAAGUAUAGAGACCUGCAAGAUCUCCUUGACUGCACAAAACUCAAACACCUUCCUCUUGUUGAGUCAGCAGACUCCAUGAUUCUGCUGGGCUCCAUUGAAAGGAGUCAGCUGCAAAGUCUUAUUGAUGAUCAGUUGAGUCGACGGCGGAGGAUGGACUAUCUGAAGGAGAAAGCUCAGAACGAGAAGAAGGUGGAUGCUGACAGCCACCGAAUUAUCAAUGAAGGAAUUAAAGAUGUGCAUGAUUCUGGGGUCAGAUUUGAGGUUGGUACCGAGGAGUCAUCAUUUUCUCCAACUCGAAAUGGAUCACAGAAACCAUUGAAACCAGCAUUAAAACGAGUUCCAAGUAGUUCUCAUGAUAUUGCAUCAGGAACAGGUCCCCUGGAUCAAACAGGAAUUGCACUGAAAAGCCUGUUCUGUGUGAACCCAAUGGAUGAACCAGGAGAGACUCACACCAUGUUCUCUCUCUUGGGACUUAACCAUGCUUACGUCACCAGCAUUGGAAAGCUAAUAGGAGUGGUAGCUCUCAAAGAGUUGAGAAAAGCCAUCGAAGGAUCAGUCACAUCGAAAGGUGUGAAGAUGCGUCCACCAUUGGCUAGUUUCAGGGAAAGUGGCAAUAGCAGCAGUGAGUCAGAUACCACAGAGAUUCACAAACUGUGGGACAGAAGGGAGAGCCUUACACUUCCCCGUGAAUCCAGUCCAUCAGACACAGAUGACAAAUCACACUGA
This is a messenger RNA of Rhincodon typus (whale shark), 942 nucleotides long. Its product is annotated as chloride channel protein 2-like. Gene Ontology annotation, molecular function: voltage-gated chloride channel activity. The record is from RefSeq and is a predicted model, not a curated record. The coding region runs from base 1 to 942 and encodes 313 amino acids. Gene Ontology annotation, biological process: chloride transport. The transcript has 7 exons. Lineage: Eukaryota; Metazoa; Chordata; Chondrichthyes; Orectolobiformes; Rhincodontidae.